Phaethon lepturus (White-tailed tropicbird) is the source of this 600-nucleotide messenger RNA. It is a transcript of the gene DPT, whose product is annotated as dermatopontin. Gene Ontology annotation, cellular component: extracellular matrix. The transcript has 4 exons. NCBI's taxonomy places the organism in Eukaryota, Metazoa, Chordata, Aves, Phaethontiformes, Phaethontidae. Gene Ontology annotation, biological process: collagen fibril organization. The coding region runs from base 1 to 600 and encodes 199 amino acids. Gene Ontology annotation, molecular function: extracellular matrix structural constituent. The record is from RefSeq and is a predicted model, not a curated record.
AUGGACCUCGUCGUUCUCUGUGUAUUCCUGCCUCUGGUGACUGUGGCAUGGGGCCAGUAUGGUGACUAUUACUAUGGCCCCUAUAACUAUGGAGAUAAUGAUGAAUGGGUCAAUGUGUACCGCCAGGGUUUCAACUUCCAGUGCCCACAUGGGCAGGUGAUUGUGGCCGUCAGGAGUGUUUUCAGCAAGAAGGAAGGCUCCGACAGACUGUGGAACUACGCCUGCAUGCCAGCAGCCCAGAGCCUCGGUGAGCCGACAGAGUGCUGGUGGGAGGAGAUCAACAGGGCAGGAACCGAAUGGUAUCAAACCUGCUCGAACAAUGGGCUGGUGGCUGGUUUCCAGAGUCAGUACUUUCCAUCUGUGCUUGACCGUGAAUGGCAAUUUUACUGCUGUCGCUAUAGCCGGAGGUGCCCAUAUUCAUGCUGGUUAACAACAGAAUAUCCAGGACACUAUGGAGAAGAUAUGGACAUGAUGAUGUAUACUUAUGACCAUUACAUACGUGGAGCAACCACAACUUUCUCUGCUGUGGACAGGGAUCGUCAGUGGAAAUUCAUUGUCUGCAGGAUGACAGAGUAUGACUGCCCAUUUCAAAACGUUUAA